Molecule: messenger RNA, 411 nt
Organism: Peronospora matthiolae
Lineage: Eukaryota; Oomycota; Peronosporomycetes; Peronosporales; Peronosporaceae
Source: the annotation of a GenBank genome assembly
AUGACCAAAGAACUGACUGCUUCGGAGUCAAAUGGAGUGUGGACGGUGAUGGUACCGCCCAAAAAUUUACAUGUUUUACACAACAAGUGGGCAUUCAAGACGAAAACCGAUGCCGAUGAAAUUGUGGAGUGGAACAAGGAUAUACUGGUAUUAUGCGGAAACGAGCAGCUAUUAGGUAUCGAACUCACACUAAAUUUUGCUGCAGUCACGGAGCUUGACACUGUAAAGGUCAUUUUGGUGCUGUCGAGUCGAUGGAAUCUAUUAUCACGCCACGGCCGUUUCUUAAACGCCUACGUCAAGGAAAAGAAGGAGAAAGAUCUCAACAUAUACAUGAAGGUGCCAAGUGGUAUGCACGGGGUUGAAGCAAGCUGGACAUUUUUGGAGUCAACCUUUACGCUCGAAGUUGGUUGA